CGCUUCUGCCUAAGAUGGCCAAGCAAAAUUCUCCAUCACUAAUUGAAGUUGUAAAACAAGUUGCAGAGCAGCAACAUUCGCAAGCAUCAGAGAUGGAAAAAAACAAAACAGUUCUUUUCCAUUUGCAGGCAAAGUUUCAGGAACUAGAAAAAGAAAUGGAUUCUAUUCUGUUAGAAACAAAGACAACAGAUAGGGAAAUAUAUCUGCAAGAUGAUGCCAUAGAAGUGACAAAAUAUCACUGUGAAAAUCUGGAGGCACAAGUCAGAGAUCUAUAUUCUGAAAAUUUAAAGCUAAGGCAUGAUGCAGAAACAAUACAAGAAGAGUUUGAGAUGACAUUUGCAAGAAAUAAUGAAUAUCGGGAAAAAAUAAAGGCUCAUAAGCAUCUCAUUUGGGAGAUGGAAAGUAAAAUGCCAGUUAUGAUUGAGCUUGCUAAAAAGAAAGCUGUUGUUGAAGAAUUAAAGACAAAGAAAGAGGAGUUAAUGCAUGAUCUCCAGAAUCCAGAAGGAUCUGUUAUAAAACAGGUGCAGGAAGAAACUACACUUUUAAAAAGAGAAAUCACAAGAUUAAAAGAGUGCAUCAAUAAAAAAACAGAUUUGCUGGAAGAAGAGAAAAAAAUGCAUGCUAAACUUAGAAAAGAAAUUGAGGUACAGAAUAAAAGAUAUGAUGCUAUUCUGAAACGUUUGCAUUGCCAGCUGAACAAACUCCAUUCAAAUAGAAGACAAUGGCACUGGAACAUUCAGCAGUUAGAGAAGAAGGCAGCAGAACUAAGGAAGUGUCUCGGAGUAAUGGAGUUACAGAGUAGCAUAUAAAAAUAAAAUCAACUAACAAAGCUACAAUACGGCUAACUUUUUCCAGACAGAGGAGCUGCUUGCUGCAAAUAGUAAAGAAGCCCAGUAGUUACUCAUUGUUUUCUUUCCUUUUAGUUUUUUUUUCUCCCUUUCAUUCUGUGGCUUAAAUAGCUUGUGUUUAAUCUAUAAUGUUUUGGAAUAACUUUGUGCCUUUGUUUGUUUGUUUGUUUGUUUUUUUCUGUAGCCAGAGGCUAUUCAGGAAGAAAGUUAUUAACAUUUCCAGGUGUUUCCAAAAUAUAUGCCUAUUUUAUCUAAAAAGUCAUUUAAAGUCAACCAAAUAAGAUUAGAGGAGUUCCUUUUUAUGUAACUAGAUCUUUGAAGAUUGAGAUCUACAUUGUUUUUCCUACAGAUAAAUUAAUAUCGGAGUAUGUUUGCAUUUUUGAGAUACCAGAAUUCCAGAUCUUUUAUCCACAUCCCUUAUUAUUGCAAUCUAUUAAAGAACUCUGAAAGCUUCUAUGGCCUGUAUUUUGCUGUGUGGGAAAUUCAUAUAGAUGAUGUUACAGCUUAUUUGCCCUAUAUCUGCCAGGAUGAGCCAGCAUGGGGGACAAGGACAACAUAGGCUAUCCAGCUACAACAGGCUUAGGAAAAAGUACACUCAGAACUGGACUUCAAAUAUUCUGACUUCAACUAGUCUAAUACAUGUUAGCAAAGACAAAUGAGCAGGUAAAAAGAGUACUACAUCUGGACAGCUUUUAAAAUUGAAAAACUCACCCUCUAGAAAUAGAAAUGCAAUAUAGAUGAUUGAAUAUAGAGGAAUUUACUGUGUAGAGGAUCUUAACUAACUAGUACUAACCAUCUAAAUUCUAAGUGCUUAAUGUUUGGUAAGAUGAUUCUUACGAUAAAUGAUGACCUGUUAAAAUAGUAGUGAAUAGCUGACAUUUUUCUUUGCCUUCUUUUUAUUCUGUGCUCAGCAUUUGAAGAAUUUACAGUACUUUCCCUAACACUUAAGGUAAUAGUUCUGACUGGACAUAACCUGUAACAUUUAUUUUUUCUAUGAAAGUAGCAUUUUAUUUGAGGUGUUGACUUGAAUAAUUUAGAUUUAAUGUGAAGAUUUAAGAAAAUUGAGUAUUUACUGUGCAAAAUGUUAGACUGCGUAUAUAUUGUUAGCUUAGGAAAGCAAAGUUUAAAAUGCAAUAAAAUUUUUUGUGUUAGAACAAUCAUAUGUUUCUGUAUAUUUAUAUUGCCCUUAAUAUGUUGUUUCAAUUUAUAUAAAGUUAUUUUAAGCAAUAUACUGACUGAUAAAGGCUCUCUCUCAAUGUUGUUAGACUCUCAAGAUUGUUUGGCUUGGUCUUUUUCUUUUGCAAUAUUAUCAGCCAGGGUACUUCCAUUAAAACAAUAAGGUAGAAAUGCAAACCGCAAUAUCCUAUGCUAUAGUAACAGUAAGGUGAUACAGAUAAUUUGCUGGUUUAAAACUUUUCUAACCUAAUUUAUUUUCAAAGAAGACAAAGAAAGACUCCUUAAAACUAACUGGUAAUCUUAAUUGCCUUUCUCUUCUGAAGUUACUUACACAUUCAUUGCUGACAAGUCCUGAAAGCACCAACGGAACAUUGAGUCUUAUCAAGUAUUUAGUAUGAUACUGUAACAUUACAAGUGUUUACCCCUACACACAGCAAAACACCUUGCAUUUGGUUAAUGUAUAACUUCUAG
Molecule: messenger RNA, 2495 nt
Organism: Columba livia (rock pigeon)
Lineage: Eukaryota; Metazoa; Chordata; Aves; Columbiformes; Columbidae
Gene: CCDC122
Product: coiled-coil domain containing 122
Exons: 4
Coding region: 15-809 (264 amino acids)
Source: RefSeq, a predicted model, not a curated record